UUUUCGGCAACUAUUUCAUCUCCACAAGCUUCCAAACAAAGAGAAUUAAUGGAAAGUGAGAUUUGCAAGUUUUGUUCUUCUGGUGGUUGUCCUCUGAUACGCUAGCUCUCCAUGAAACUGAAACCCCAAACCACCUUCAUCGUCUUCUCCAUUCUCAUCUUCAUGGGCACGAUCUCCUUCUCCUGCAAUUCUUCUUCUUCGUCUUCAUCAAUUUCCAAACAUGCCCGUGUCGAUUAAUCCGGCGCAGGAUCCGCUCAACUCAUGGACAACCUGAAGAAGAAGAAGAAGCAGAUCGAGAUUAGCGGCAGGAAGAAGAAGCAGAGAGAUCAGAGAACAUCAGUAGGGGUUUUGGGUUUUUGCGUUCUGGUAUGACCAUGGUUCCUUCUGUAGCUCGCCUCUCUGAAAUUUUAAGCGCUGGAGGUCUUAUGAGCCGAUUAGAGGGUUUUAAUCUUUAUGAUCAGUACAACAACAGUUCCAUGGCGGAAGAUGAUUCCAGAACUAACAGUACUACUCUCAACGACGAACCAGCUCCCUCGAGCUCCAAGGAAAAUAACAUCGCUGCUCAAGACGACGAGAGAGAAAGCAAUAACAAUAAUAAUAAUGAAGAUAAUGAAGCUGGGUGGCUUCAAUUGGGUAUUGGGGGAGGUCAUGUGACCGCCGGCCACGACCCGACGACGUCCCGGCGAGGCGGACCAGUCGAGCUUGACCUCUUCUCCGGCUCGCCGCCGCAGGCCGCUACAGCUUCCCCCUCGUACCAUGUCCCGGAGUUUCGGGUUCCUUCGGGUGCCGGAGGGUUCGGCGCUGCGACGUCGUUUUUGUGGCAACCGGGGAGUGGUGGGUCAGGGGGCGGUGCUUAUUUUCCUCAUCAAGAGAUUAACUGGGCGUUUAGGCCUGUACCGGUGAGAAGUUUAGCUUCAGGGUUUUCGUCGUGUUCGUCUCCUUCGACUUCGUCGUCAUCGCCGUCGUCUUCUGCGGCUUUGAUGAUGAUGAUGCCGCCGCCGCAGGCGGGAGGAGGGGCUUACUUCGGGAGACCGUUCCAAGUGGCGGGCGCCGCAGCAGUAGAUGUGGGUGCAGGGCCGAGCUCCGACCUGAGAGUGAUCGACGCUCCCCGUCGACCCCAUUCGGGAAUUUGGUGUAUGCUUCAAGCCUCGCAAAAUCAAGCUAAAGAACCUUUUUUGCCUCAGAUACCAAAGAGCUACCUGAGAAUUAAAGAUGGAAGGAUGACAGUUCGAUUGUUAGUGAAGUAUCUGGUUAACAAGCUGGAACUGGGUAGCGAAUCAGAGGUAGAGAUAACGUGUAGAGGGCAGCAGCUACUCCCGUUCUUGACUUUGGAGCACGUAAGGGAUAACGUGUGGAGGACGACGAGGGGCAAUUCCGUAACUUUCAUUCCACUGCCGGACCACUCCUCAACGGCCGACCAUGUCAUGGUGAUACACUAUGGUAGGAGUGCCUAAAUUAAUUGAUCGGUUAAUUAAUUAAUUAAUCAAUUUUCUAAAGUAUGAAAUUAAAUUCCUCCACCCAUUAAUUAAUUGUCUAAUUACUUAUACUAAUUUCAUGUGGGCAGUCUACUCGCUGUAUCAUUGUUA
Molecule: messenger RNA, 1586 nt
Organism: Malania oleifera
Lineage: Eukaryota; Viridiplantae; Streptophyta; Magnoliopsida; Santalales; Ximeniaceae
Product: protein LAX PANICLE 2
Exons: 4
Coding region: 369-1454 (361 amino acids)
Biological process (GO): multicellular organism development
Source: RefSeq, a predicted model, not a curated record